AUGGCUUCGUUCCCCGAGUCGGAUUUCCAGAUCUGCCCGCUGUGCAAGGAGAUGUGCGGCUCGCCGGCUCCGGUCUCGUCCAAUUCGUCCACCUCGUCGUCGUCCUCGCAGACUUCCACCUCGUCUGGAGGAGGAGGGGGUGGAGGAGGCGGCGGCGGCGGGUCUUCGUCGUCCUCCUCGUGCGCCCCGUCGAGGCGCCUGCACGUCCUGCCCUGCCUGCACGCCUUCUGCCGCCAGUGCCUGGAGGCGCAGCGCCACCCUGCCGCGGGGGACUCUCUCAAGCUGCGCUGCCCCAUCUGCGACCAGAAGGUGGUGAUCUCGGAGCCGUCGGGCAUGGACGCGCUGCCCUCGUCCAACUUCCUCCUCAGCAACCUGCUCGACGUGGUCGUCGUGGCGGCCGCCGCCGAGGACCAGAAGAACAACGGGCGCCCCGGUGCACCGGGGGGAGGCGGAGGGAGCAACAGCAGCACCAACAACCGGCACCACCACCACCCUCGACAGCAACCGGCGCAGCAACAGCAACACCGCGCCUCGGCCGGCGGCGGCUCGUCGCCGGGCUCCGUGGCCGGCUCGGCGUCGUCGGGAGGCGGAGGCUCGUCGCUGCUACUCCGACGGCCGCACAGCCGCCAGGGCGAGCCUCGCUGCAGCUCGUGCGACGAAGGCAACGCCGCCAGCUCGCGCUGCCUCGACUGCCAAGAGCACCUGUGCGACAACUGCGUGCGCGCCCACCAGCGCGUCCGCCUCACCAAGGACCACUUCAUCGAGCGCUUCGGCCCGGGGCCGCCCGCCUCCACCGGCGCCGGGCCCGCCUCGGCGGCCGCGCAGCUCGCCCUCAGCCAGCCCUACUCCGCCGCGUCUUACACCAUCCUCUCCUCCGUCUUCUCGGACCGGGUCAACUACUGCCAGCACCACGACGACGAGGUGCUCCAUUUCUACUGUGACACUUGUUCUGUCCCCAUCUGCCGGGAAUGCAGCAUGGGACGCCAUGUGGGCCACAGUUUUAUCUACCUCCAAGAUGCUCUGCAGGACUCCAGAACUCUUACAAUCCAGCUACUAGCCGAUGCUCAACAGGGUCGCCAGGCCAUUCAGCUCAGCAUUGAGCAGGCCCAAGCUGUAGCAGAACAAGUUGAGAUGAAGGCAAAAAUGGUACAAUCUGAAGUGAAAGCAGUGACAUCUAGACACAAGAAGGCCCUAGAAGAAAGGGAGUGUGAGCUGCUAUGGAAGGUGGAGAAAAUCCGCCAAGUGAAAGCCAAGUCCCUCUACCUGCAGGUUGAGAAACUGCGUCAGAAUCUAAACAAGUUGGACAACACCAUCAGCGCAGUGCAGCAGGUGCUUGAGGAAGGUCGGAGCAUUGAUAUCCUCCUGGCUCGCGACCGGAUGCUCGCUCAGGUGCAGGAGCUGAAGAACGUCCGAGGCUUCCUGCAGCCCCAAGAGGACGACAGGGUCAUGUUCACUCCUCCUGAUCAGGCAUUGUAUAUGGCCAUCAAGUCCAUGGGGUUUGUCAGCAGCGGGGCUUUCGCUCCUCUGACCAAAGCCACUGGGGAAGGUCUCAAGCGUGCACUGCAGGGCAAAGUGGCCUCUUUCACAGUGAUAGGCUAUGACCACGACGGGGAGACUCGUCUUUCUGGGGGAGACAUGAUCUCUGCCGUGGUCAUGGGGCCCGAUGGAAAUCUCUUUGGGGCAGAUAUUAGCGACCAGCAGAACGGAACCUACAUCGUCAGUUACAGGCCACAGAUGGAAGGGGAGCACCUGAUUUCGGUCAUGAUGUGCAACCAGCACAUAGAAAACAGCCCGUUCAAAGUCACCGUCAAGUCAGGGCGCAGCUAUGUUGGCAUCGGGCUCCCGGGGCUCUGUUUCGCCAGCGAGGGGGAUAGUGAGGGCAAGUUGUGCCGCCCCUGGGGCGUCAGUGUAGAUAAGGAAGGCUACAUCAUAGUCGCCGACCGCAGCAACAACCGCAUCCAGGUCUUUAAGCCUUGCGGCGCCUUCCACCACAAGUUUGGCACCUUGGGCUCCAGGCCCGGCCAGUUCGACAGGCCUGCCGGCGUGGCCUCCGACUCCUCGCGGCGGAUUGUUGUGGCCGACAAGGACAAUCAUCGCAUCCAGAUCUUCACCUUUGACGGCCAGUUCAUUCUGAAGUUCGGGGAGAAAGGAACCAAGAACGGGCAGUUCAAUUACCCAUGGGAUGUGGCGGUGAACUCCGAGGGCAAAAUCCUGGUGUCCGACACAAGGAACCAUCGGGUUCAGCUCUUUGGGCCUGACGGAGUGUUCCUGAACAAGUACGGUUUUGAAGGGGCACUCUGGAAGCACUUUGAUUCCCCGAGAGGAGUGACGUUCAAUCAUGAAGGCCACCUGGUUGUGACGGAUUUCAAUAAUCACCGUCUUCUGGUCAUACACCCCGACUGUCAGUCGGCCCGCUUCCUUGGAUCCGAAGGCACAAGCAAUGGCCAGUUUCUGCGCCCACAAGGUGUGGCCGUGGACCAGGAAGGCCGAAUCAUUGUGGCAGAUUCCAGGAACCACCGCGUGCAGAUAUUUGAGCCGAAUGGCAGCUUUUUAUGCAAAUUUGGCACUCAGGGAAGUGGCUUUGGUCAGAUGGACCGUCCUUCAGGUAUAACAGUCACCCCAGAUGGCAUGAUUGUUGUGGUUGACUUUGGAAACAAUCGCAUACUCGUCUUCUGAUCUGUCUCUAAUCUAUACUUAAGAAGAAAACUGUCUCAGGGAAAAUCCUUUUAAGAAAACACACACACACACACAUUGCAACCUUAGUUUCAAACCUACCUCAUCUUUAAUUUUUUUUUAAUAGAUGAAUGUACUUUUAUCUACCUCAUUAUAUUUGUGUUCCUUUUACCUCCACAGUAUACACACAGUGCAGCAUAAAAUUAAACUACUACUUCUUCUCCCCCUCCCCCCCCCGGAUGUGGGGACAUUCAUGGUUUUGUGCACGCUAGCUGGUUUGGGCGGCAAAUCCUGUAGACUCUGCCAAAAAGGCGCACACUCUCAUCUUUAAAAAGAAGAAUGGAAAAAAAUUAUGUAGUUUUUUGGUAUUUUUUAAUUUUGUUGUUCUGAUCGUACUGUGGGGAGUUGUUUUGUUUUAUGGCGGCGGUGAAGGGGUCCUGUUUUUAGAUGCUGCUGCAGCAGAGAACUUGUUCCUUGUUCUCCUUUAUUUUCUUUUUAAUACCUCAGUGCAUUUGACAUACUGUUCAGCGUUAAAAGAGUGGUCUUUUUCCAAAGGCUUUGGUCUUUUUUUUGCAAGUGGGAUGGGAUUCCCUGGGCCAGGGAGGGAAGCCCAGGUUCUUCUUCAUUGGUAUUUGCUGUUUUGCAUGUAUAUUUUUUUGUAAAAGAAAAAUGCAGUAACCCCACAACACAAAAGGAAGUUGUUUAGGAAAAUGCACAAGACAUUAUGAAUAUGUUUAGCUUCUCUUUAUUUGGUGGCUUUGGACAGCGGUCCAAAGUUGCACGUGGUAAAUGUCCUCCCGGUAUGUGGAACCUCUGGGAGCAGCCCUCCUUUUCCUCCUCACUGCUGAGCAAGCUGCUCUCCAAACUUGGAAACGUUUAGAAGUUUUACCUCCAGUGCAGCAUGCGGUGCGGCCUGGGUGCGCGGGUGAUUGUGUGUGGGGGAAGCCUUGCGAGAAAGUGGCUUCUGUCAAAAGGCGAUCUCUGGAUCGUAGCUUUGGUGCCACUUGUUCUCAAAAGGUGCGCAAGGGCUUCCUUUUGACCAUGUGUUUCUCUCAUAGCCUUUAAACCCCACCCCCACCCUGGUUCUUUAUAAAAAUAUAUAUUUUUGUCUGUGCUCUUUUUCUCUCUAGAUACAGACACAACUCUCUGUUACAAUGCACACGGAAAGGCAGUGAGUCAAAUGCUUGGGCCGAGUGUUCUGUUUGUUCUGAAGAGGCAAACUGUUUGAAGGCAUGCGUUGGAAGAAUUGACUUUUUAGAAAUCGAGCCUAGU
Zootoca vivipara (common lizard) is the source of this 3945-nucleotide messenger RNA. It is a transcript of the gene TRIM71, whose product is annotated as tripartite motif containing 71. NCBI's taxonomy places the organism in Eukaryota, Metazoa, Chordata, Lepidosauria, Squamata, Lacertidae. The record is from RefSeq and is a predicted model, not a curated record. Gene Ontology annotation, molecular function: ubiquitin protein ligase activity; zinc ion binding; protein binding. Gene Ontology annotation, biological process: proteasome-mediated ubiquitin-dependent protein catabolic process; protein polyubiquitination.